AUGAGGGGAGUAAGACUUGUUAAUAUCGCAUCAACUCACUCAUCUGAAUGGGUUAGAAGGCAAAUCACCGAUAGAUAUUUGAUUCAAAAACACAUAGACAAUUAUCGCAGCAGAUCAGCUUACAAACUAAUUGAACUUGAUGAUAAAUAUUUCAUUUUUCGUAAAAACCAAACUGUUGUUGAACUAGGUUGUUAUCCAGGUGGAUGGGCUCAGGUUGCUCUCGAACGGACCUUAACAGGUGCAUCUUCUUCCAGAGUAAUUGGAAUUGAUAAGACUCAGAUCGACCCGAUACCAAAUUAUGACUUUAUAAAGGGGGAAAUAAACGACCAGGAAACUCAUAAUAAACUAUUAACACUUUUAGAUGGAGUUAAGGCUGACGUUGUUCUUAGUGACUUGGCUCCAAACUGUACUGGGAUUAAAAUGGACGACCAUUUAAACUCAGCUGAGCUUUGCUUACAGGCUGCUUCUCUAAUGGAAAAGAUAAUAACUGUUGGUGGUACUUUUGUUGUUAAAAUGUUCAUGGGUGGUCAACUGGAUAGGUACAAAACAUACCUUCGGAGCCUAUUUUCAGAAGUUAGAUCUGCAAAACCAAAGGCAUGUAGAUCCGAAUCCAAGGAGAUGUAUUUUGUUUGUAAAAAUUUUAUUGGUGCUCGAAAUAUACGUGGAGACGUUCAAACCGAAGGAAGUUAUUAUCCAAAAGAAGGAUUUCUGUAA
Theileria annulata is the source of this 714-nucleotide messenger RNA. RefSeq names its product ribosomal RNA methyltransferase (FtsJ homologue), putative. The record is from RefSeq and is a predicted model, not a curated record. Bases 1 to 714 code for a protein of 237 amino acids. NCBI's taxonomy places the organism in Eukaryota, Apicomplexa, Aconoidasida, Piroplasmida, Theileriidae. The transcript is spliced from 6 exons. Gene Ontology annotation, biological process: RNA methylation. Gene Ontology annotation, molecular function: rRNA (uridine-2'-O-ribose)-methyltransferase activity.